Messenger RNA from Poecilia latipinna (sailfin molly), 6299 nucleotides. RefSeq lists its product as uncharacterized. The transcript has 8 exons. NCBI's taxonomy places the organism in Eukaryota, Metazoa, Chordata, Actinopteri, Cyprinodontiformes, Poeciliidae. Gene Ontology annotation, biological process: negative regulation of DNA-templated transcription. The record is from RefSeq and is a predicted model, not a curated record. The coding region runs from base 1055 to 5329 and encodes 1424 amino acids.
AUAAAAGCCAAUGUUAAUAAUUAAUUAAUCGAGGGGUGAUGCUAACACUGACUUGUUGAGCUCCACUUUUUUUUUAAAUUAUGUUAGCUCUUGUAAUGCUGAAUUCUCAUUAGCUUUUGUGUGAGCUGUUAGGAGAGAUUUUACAAUCAGCAGACAUGGAAGCAGGAGUUUAUUAUUCAAACUACUUAGCAGAUAAAGUCAAAGAAUUUCAAUUCAUGAAACUCAUGUUUGACUUCUCUCAAGAUAGACCGAUAUGGCUAGUGAAGCUAAGCAGAAACCGUUAAGAAAUCAGUGGAUCGUUUUUUAUCCCUUUCAACUAGAACAUGUUGAUUUUUGGCAGCUUGACAUACAAUCUGUUUUAAUGGCCCCAGAAGAUUACUAUGCAGUUACUGUAAAAAUGGUCAAUAUUUAGUUGCCAGGCAAGUUGAUAAACCCGCUAUUUAUGGUUGUUUGUUCACAUAUAGAUAGUUGUUUUAAUUUGUAAAACAAAGCAAAACAAAACAAACAAACAAAACAAAAAAUAAAUAAAUAAAAAAUACUGGUUUAAAAUGCAAUAAGAUAAGCGGUUCCUCUCCGCACGCGCACACAAACACGCGGUGGAGCGAGCAUCCAGGUCCCACAUCCUGGUACUUUGAGCGUUGUCAAGGCUGCUUCAGGCUGAACACGGCUGGCGGACAGUAGCUGCGGUGGCCUGGCCCUAUUCUGUCCAAACAGCGGUCGUAUAAAGUGUCCCGGAAAGUUAGGUGUAGCUGGAAGACGCAGCACACACAGACUGGCGCCCCCUCCGUUCGGACAACAGGCGGAAGAUGUUGUCCAUUGUGCCGCUGAGUGAGACAGGGAUCCGGGCAUGCUUUACGUAAAAAUGUAGCCAUGUAUGUCACUAAGGGUACUGCUGCAUGCCAGUGCAAUGCCAUCUGCUCAGCAGCAUCUCCUGGGAGAACAGUAUGGAGUUAACCACCCUGAGUCUCUACUGAGGAACUCAACUGAUUUACUGUGACAAAGAUAAAUCUUGCUGUUAGAUGAGAACUAAUGGGCUAUCCAAGCUAACGAUAGCAUGCCAUCUCAGAAAGGUAAAGGUUGUCCAGCAUCCCAUCGCUACCGGCCAGCCUCCGAAUAUGAUGAUGCCACGCUAGCCCAAAAGAGAGAAUAUUGGAGAAACAAGAAAAGGGAGCAAAGGGCCCGAAUGUCUGAACAGAGAAAGAAGUCAACACAAGACAGCAGUGAGGAAAAGCUCUCAUACAUGUAUGUCUCUGCAGGGGUCAAUACCAAUUUGUCAGACCCCUUGGCUGCCUUGUCCUCUCCUUUGCUAAGUAAUGAUAUCUCCUAUAGUUCUUUAUCAAAGAGUGAAAGGACAAUUGAACACAGUUCUACAAAGGCCCCUAAAAAACAGGAGCGGCAUCAGGCAAUGACAGUUAGCAAGGUCCUGCGUAACUUGCAGCCAACAUCGUGCUCCAUUUUGGCUACAGCAGCUGAGGGUGGUUUGGUCACAGUGAAACGUCCAACAACCAAAAGUCUUAGGAAUCUGGUUACCUCAUCCAAAAGCAGCGGAACCGAACUGAACACCAGUUCAUCAGUGCCUCCAGUCAGAGUAACCCCUUUUACCAGCAGCAGCUCCACAAAAACAGAACCCAAGCCAUGUGGAUCUAUGCAGGACUCAUCAGUCCCAAACACACCAUCAGAGGCACAAGUGGCAUUGAAUGGGCUGCAGGUGUUACCUUGUGUAACAACAGAUACAAUGCAUGCAGCUUUAUGUGGCCCUGCUUUUAAUAAAACAGAGGGCCAAAGAACACACACAACACCUCAAAGUGGAUUAAAGAGUGCCUUGGUCACUAUUAAAAGGGCUACAUGUUUUGGCAUUACACCAGCUUCCAUGGAGUCGGAGGAGGAGAGAGCAGCCAAGCGAAGAGAGCACUGGAGAAUCAAAAAACGAGAGCAGAGAGCAAAGCUGGCAGCUAAGACCACUGAAGUCAGAGAGAGGCCACAAAACAGAGAUGGGCUACCGGCACAGAAAACAACACAUGUGGCCAACUCAACUCUGACCUCUCAGUCGUUUCUGAGAGGCACAAGCCAGAAGCGGAAUCCAGUUCGGGUUAAAGUGCCAUAUACAACAGUCAAAUUGGAGACCGACAACCUGCAACGUGGGUUAGCUGUCCCUGACCUGCAAACAGAGCAGAUAAAAGUACAGAAUCCACAUGGGCAUAAGAUGGAACAGACAGUCGUAAUGUUUAACACAACCGCAGUAAGGAAGCCAGCAGAAUCACAGAAAAAACUAACUUAUGUGCAUCAUUCUAACAUUACCCAAGAGACUUCAUCAUGUAAAACACUUCGACAAAGGUACAUUGAAACACAGAAGAAUUUCCUGAAUCAGAGAAAUCUAAGAAAUAAACCUUUCUUGACAUUUGCAGGGUUUCGUACCAGAGCUAUUCCCACAAUGGACACUAAUGACACACCAGAGCAAAUACUAGCCAAGCGGAGAGAGUACUGGCGGAAUAAGAAGCGUGAACAGCGAGCUAAUCUGUCACUGGAGAAGAAGAUUCGACUAAAGGAGAAGGACUCUUUGACACGCCGGGUAAAGCGUUACCAACAAAUCCUUGAAGAAAUGAGAAAGGCAAGAGCCUUGGCGCAUUCAACUGAAAAGACCCCUACACUCGCAUCUGAGGCCAUUGGGGGGUUUAUCAAAGAGGAUGGGACUCUGACAAUUAACAUACCUCAGAGUGCAAAAUAUCAAAGUAUAGUUGGAGACAAAACUGAGGAAAAGCUCCAUGACAUUUCUAAGAAGAUGCAGCCAACGUCACAAACUGACAUGAACUGGAGAAGUGUUUCCCCAUGUAGGGUAAAUCGGCAUUCACCUCUGUCUUGCUCAUCUCAGGGUAAAGCUGCUUUUUCUUUUGUCCAGACAGUCAACAAAACUUCUAAAUUAAUUGCUGUCAAACCACAAUCUCACCUUGACAUAACUAGUUCCAGUUCAAAGCCAAGCAAAAGUGUUCAGCAGCUCACACUAACUCAUCUCCAGUCCCCUCAAAACGCAGCCUCAGCCGCAGGGUCAAAAUUUGGUGGCUGUGUCAUGAAAAUGAGCAUCUCAAGCCAUACGCCAUCACUUCCACUGCUAUCUGUGGGUCCAAAGCUGUCAGAAGAGGAGAGGAUGGCGAAGAAGAGGGAGUACUGGAGAACAAAGAAACGUGAGCAGCGAGCAGCUCGUGCUUCUCGCCUGAAACACAGUAUUUUCCAAGCAAGGACCAGUGCAGGGUUACUGAGGAGGAGGGUGCAUACACAAGAAUUAAACACCGUGCAGCCGAGCACCAAUCUUACCAUCGGUGCAGAAAAAGAACAACAUUUUCCAAACAACUCUGUGAGUGCUAUACCACAUGCAGAUGAAAUAAAACAGGAGGGUGAGUCUGUGCCAGCAGCUGACCUAAAUUCUCUACCAGAUCGAGCCAUCUGUCCAGACAAACCCCCGACCGCCCCACCUGCACCUCCAGAGCUGGAGCCUGAGACGUCUCUUAAUUCAGACAGCCAAGCCACCACUCUGCUGGCUGUAGCCUCUAUGAAGAAACUGCUGGAGGAAUCCCUCAGCUCAGUUUCUGAGAAUCAAAUCGAACAGGCUGGCGUGGCAAUAGGAACAACCGAAGAUGCUUUAGAGCAGGACAUAAAGCCUGUUUUAUCACAGCUUCAUUGUGAAAAGAAUGACAAGGAUUUAUUACCUGCUUGCUUGAGAUCCCAAAUUAAAAGCUUGCUGUUGGAUAGCGACGUGCUGGAGGGAAAAGACUUACCAAAUCCCCAGCUCAGUGACGAGGUUCCAUCUCUUUCUGCCUCAGGUGAGGUGGCGCACUCCGCCUGCACUCAGUCAUCCCAGACGACUUCAGCACCAUUCAUCACCACAACCUCGUCAUGUGGAACUCAAAGAUCUUACAGCAGCAAUUGGGCCCAUCAAAGCUGCUGGUCUGAGGAGCUACCGAAGCUCCAUCACAUCACAACUACAUCACUGGAUCCACUUCAGCAGCAUCACCUUGAUCAGCAUGAUCAGCAGAGUCACAACAACUCUCUUCCACCUGCAGAAAGGUUCUGCAGCAGUAUGACAAGGACGAGCAGCUCAAACAGCCUUCAGAAGAGGGAAUACUGGAAGCUGAUGAAAAGGCAGCAGAGGGCGAGGUUAAAGGCCAGACAGAAGGAGAUUCUUUCAAAGAAUACCCAGGCUGCAGGACUUGAUAUUAAUGUUAGUGAAUGUGUAAAUCCAUCAAAGCCAUCCAUCCAGUCCUGUUCGUCUGUCACAGACAGACCUGCCAUGAGCAGCGUCCCUGACAUCCUGGUUGGUUCAUUAUGUAAAACUGAACAGUCACCUGACACACACUGUGUUAAACCCCCCAUCAUCAGCAGAGAGGGAAACAUGAACGAUGGACCUUCAUCACAUCUGACUGACUUUCUUGGAGUUUCUUCACCUCACUGUCAAAAGUGGACACCCAGAGCCACAGAAACUGAGACAGCCUCUUCUCUCCCUACUCUGAAGCCCCCAGACAACCCUCUGACAAGCAUCCACCUGCAACCCAUUGAACUUCCCGAUCGACAUCAAAAUCCCAUCCUUAGUCCUAUAAAAAUCUCCUGUGCUCAACUUCAAAGUCCCAUAAAUAAGGUGGAGUCUUCUGCCCAGGCAGCAUCAAUAUGCAUCAUGAUGCCUCCAAAGCCCAUCCCUGGGGCGUCUGAGGAGGACUUUCUGAAGAGAAAGCGAGAGUACUGGAGGUUAAAAAAGAAGGAGCAAAGAGCAAAGAAGGCAUUUCAGUACAAGGGGUGCACCUCAAUGAGAGCCUCCAGCGGUGGCAGCAGCUCUGAUCUGCCUGGUCAGGAUCUACAGACGCUGACGACAGCUAUGGAGGAUUCCAGUCAGUGGGUAAACUCCUCUGAUGCAUCAGAAAAUCUAAUGAGCAUCCCAGUGGAUCCCGACCCACCACCCUUCAUGUACACCAACUGCCCAGCACAGGUAGAAGAUGAGGCAGAUAUUUUGUUUGCUGAUCAUGCUGAUGGUGAUGAUGAUCAUGAUGACGAGGAGGAGGAUUCUAUGUCAGAGGAGGUCUGGAGAAACCGCUACCUCAUGGACUAUGAUCCACUCAACCAGCUGCUGGUGUGCAUGGUCUGUGGUGAGCUGCAGUACUCCCACAGCCUGGAGGGAGUGCGGGCCCACAUCGACGAGGCGCACCCCCUCACCCUCAGGCUGGAACCCAGGGAGAAACAGAGGAUCCUGGAGGCCUGGGAUGAGCAGGUGUCGCAGCGGGAGCGUUUCUUCAGCAGCCAGCUGCAGCAGCACUGUGGUGCUGCAGAAGAAACAUACAGGAACUGAUGUGUAAAGGAGAUUGCUGCAGAGUUGACUGGAAACCAAGUCCAAAAGAGAACAUCAUCUUUCUAUUUCUUCUCUUAGUUCUGUUUUCCAUUUCUUUUUAUUUAAUUAAAAUCAUUUUAAAAGAAAAGGCUAGGUUAGGUCGUGGGUUUCGGAAAAGUGGUAGAAAGCUUUUUUGGAUUAAAACUGGGCCAGAUUAUAUGUUCCUUGAUUAUAUUUGGGAAUAAAAGACCAACAGAUUUACUGGGCUUGAUUUGCUCCCACAGUUAAAACCUAUUGAAUAAUUCAGUUCUGGACACAUUCCAGUCUUUAUGUUGUUGUUUUUUUUUGGAUCCAGGUUCAGUUUGUGCUGUCUCAAGUUGUGUAACUGCUUUUUAAAAGUGUCCGUACCAUGCUGCUCUUUGAAGCCCUUUACUGUAUAUUUUCCUGUUUUAUUAUUUGAGGCAGCUUUUUCUUCUGACUUCAUCACCUGUGUGGAAAUCUUUCUGCAGUACCUUCAGGGUUUUUUUUCUCUUGUAUGUAAAUAAAUACAAAGGUAGCUGUGAAAGGCCAAAUUUUUUAAUGCUGUUUAUUGUUAAUAUUAUUUUUAACAUUAUUUAUUAUUUGUUGAUCUUUCCUAAACAUAGUUAGCUGAAGAUGCAUUAUUCAUUCAUACAUUUCCAUGUAGAGUAGGACAGUCUCUCAUUUGUAAGUAUUGAAUAAAGAUUUUUCUGCAUGAGUAGUAAAUGAAGCAUCGCAGCUAAAUAUCAGAAUGCAUUCCCGAUUUUUGGUUUUUAUCUCUUUAGUAUGAAGCUUAACAUCCUGAAUGAACUUUCUAAGCACAAAGUGAGAAAACCGAAGCACAGCUGUAACAGAGUGAGGCGCUGGACUUUACCUUGUUUUUUCACAUUCGAAUGUAACUUGAUGACAUGUUUACCUGUUUGAGAAGAAUCUUUAAAUGCCUUUUCCAGUAAUAAAUCAUUUCUACAUUUUG